CAGUCUCAUUCGAAGGACCGUCUCCACGCUGAGCUCGCGACAUGUCCGGACGACAAAAAGCCCUCCUGCUGGUCUCUGGGAUGGGUGGCGCAGGCUAUGCAGCCUGGAAGACAUUAUUUCCGUGGAUUGGUGACGAUAUCAAGACAAUUAGAGUAUUUUUGGAAGUUCUGAAAAGGAUUGGCGAAAACUUUAGCAAAGGAAGGACAGUUCUGGAUAUGUUUGAAGAGAAUGUGGUCAAACUACCGAAAAAGACAUUCAUCAUUUUUGAGGAUAGACAAUAUUCGUACGAAUUUGUCGACACCAUGGCCAAUAAAGUGGCAAAUCUUGCUGCAUCAUGGAACCUUCCCCGGGAUUCUUCAGUCGCCAUGAUGAUAGAAAAUGAACCUGCAUUUGUAUGGACAUUUCUAGGUCUACAGAAGGCAGGACUUGUAGGAGCUUUUAUUAAUUACCACUUAAAGGCUCAUCCACUCAUACAUUCCAUCAAGGUCAGCGACGCACCCGUGCUCAUCAUUGGCUCAGGAGAUGGCCAUCUAGAGUCGAUUCAAGAGAUACUGAACGAUUUACCCGACAUUAAAAUAUAUGUUCAGGGAAAGCGACAAACUGACCUCCCGUCAAAGUUCGUUGCCAUGGACGACGUACUUCUUCGUACCCUUCCUGUGGCUCUUUCUAAGGUACACCGAGAGGGGACCACCUUACGCAGUCCCGUCUGCUACAUUUAUACCUCUGGUACAACAGGACUACCUAAGCCAGCAAUAAUCAACAAUUCGAAAGCCAUGUCUUCCUCGGUGUAUUGGCAAGCGUUCGGUUACAAUGAAAACGAUAUAGGUUAUGCUGUUACACCUCUAUACCACAGUGCUAGCACCACGUUGUGCCUAUUUAAUACAAUUGAAAGAGGAGCAACUAUAGUCCUUCGCCGAAAGUUCUCUGCCCGUCAUUACUGGGAAGAUGUACGCAAAUAUAAAGUUACAGUCAUACAAUAUAUAGGAGAAUUAUGCCGAUAUUUACUACGUGUACCAAAGAACGAUCUUGAUGGUGUACACAAUGUACGUGUGGCGUUCGGAAAUGGACUUCGGAUAGACAUUUGGGAAGAAUUUAAAACCAGGUUCAAGAUUCCGCGGAUAGUAGAAUUUUUCGGGGCAACUGAAGGAACCGGGAGCUUUUUGAAUGCUACUGGUAAAGUCGGUGCCAUCGGCAGGAUGUCUCCUUUUAUGAAAGCAACUGUAUUUCGGGAUAAAAGCUUUCAAAUAAAUUUCAUUCAAUUCGACACCAGAUCAGAAAAACCGAUAAGAGACAAGAAUGGGAGAUGUAUCCAUAUAAAACCAGGUGAGGUGGGUCUCGUCAUUUGUGGGGUAAACGAAGAAUUCUACUCUGGAUUUUACAAAGGUUCUAAGGAAAUGAACGAGAAAAAAUUCAUCCGAGACGUAUUUGAGGAGGGGGAUCGCUGGUUUUCAUUUGGUGACCUGAUCUACCUGGAUGAAAACUACAAUGUGUAUUUCAGAGAUAGAACUGGGGACACAUUUAGGUGGAAGAGUGAGAAUGUCUCCACUGCUGAAGUAGCUGACGUCAUGAGUCGUAUUCCGUUCAUCCGUGACGUCAAUGUUUACGGUGUAACAAUUCCAGGUGAAGAUGGGCGAGCAGGAAUGGCGGCCAUUCUUCUGAAAAAUAAAACCGAUAAAAUCACAGACGACAAAUUGCGAACGAUUUACUCAGUCUGUGAGAAGGAACUUCCGAAUUACGCUCGCCCUGUAUUCCUUCGCUUCAUGUCGAAUUUUAUCGUCACACAAACAAUGAAGAACCGGAAGGUGGAGCUGGUGGAGGAAGGUUAUGACCUUGGAAAGGUCAAGGACCCACUGUACUUCAUUGACUCAAAAAACAAGACCUACUCUCCUUUGUCUCUGGAAAAUUUCCAAAUUGUAAUGUCUUCAAAAUUAUGAAAAAAGGGGUAAAAGUGUCUUGCUGAUAAAGGUGUUUUAUUCAAAAUGUGAUUUGUUUACCAAAAAAAUGUUAGUGUCAUUGGUCGAACUUGCAUUUUAUUAUUUUAG
Saccostrea cuccullata (small rock oyster) is the source of this 2042-nucleotide messenger RNA. RefSeq names its product long-chain fatty acid transport protein 6-like. The transcript is spliced from 11 exons. NCBI's taxonomy places the organism in Eukaryota, Metazoa, Mollusca, Bivalvia, Ostreida, Ostreidae. The record is from RefSeq and is a predicted model, not a curated record. Gene Ontology annotation, molecular function: long-chain fatty acid-CoA ligase activity; long-chain fatty acid transmembrane transporter activity. Bases 42 to 1934 code for a protein of 630 amino acids.